AGUACCCCACAAUCCAGAUCGGACUUCCCUGCCCUGCAUCCAGCCGCAUCGCCCAGCUUGGACCAUCCAUCAUCCACUUUAUACCAGACUAUGUGCCGAUUAUAAGGACUUCACCCCUCCCCCAUCUUAGAUGCGUCUUAUGGACUAGCAUACAUAGAAAGCCCUUGCUUUUCAGCCACUGGAUCAAAUAUAAUAGCCAUUAUGUUACAACGAGGCAAAGUACCCGACGCCUGGGACGACGACGACUGGGAAGCCCAAGCCGACAAAACCGCCCUCCAGGAGCCCAAGCCAGAACCAGCACAAGCCCGCCUCUCCAAGAAGGAGCGACUAGCCCAACAUGCAGAAUCCAAUCGAAAGCUCUGGGAAUCAGCCGAAACAAACCAAAUUCCCUUCCACCUAGCCACCGCGCCCUCCCCGCCCCUGGCCCAGCCGUUCAAAGCACCCAUGACAGUGCUGGCGCGGAAACCGAAAGCAGCAGCCCAAAUAGUCACCCGCGACCCGGUGACGGGCCUGUCUACCCUCUCGAUCCAAGACGACAGCGACGACGAGACGGAUCGCAAGCCGCAGGAGACGCCCGAGGAGAUCCGUGCGCGGCAACAACGUGAGCGCGAGGAGAAGCAGCGGCGGUACGAUGAGGUGCGUGCCAAGAUAUUUGGGGACGGCGGAGGUGGAGGAGGUAGUGGAGGCGGAAGAGGGAGGAGUAAUCCAAGUUCGGGGACGAGCACACCGGGGACGACAACACCACCACGGGAUGGUAAUGGGGCCAGACGGGGCCGUGGCAGGGGCAGGGGCGGGUUCAGAGGCGCCGAUAGGGGAGGCGGUGGAGGUAAUGGCGGCGGGGUGUCAAUAACAGAUCAGAGGCCGUCAAGUCGACCGACGAGCCAGUCUGGAGGAGCGAGCUUGCGCGAGCAAGGGCGGGAAAAGGAGCUUUACGAUCCUGGCUAUGCACUGAAACCCGGCUUUACAUUCGAGAAAAAAACUUUGAAUGGAGGGGCUCCGUUAUACGGAAGAUCUACACCACGAGAUGAAGAACGCAUCAUCCGCACACCGAGGGGUCCUGAUGCUGAUGGGAGAGGCUUUGGCUUCGCCAGACGUGGUGCUAAAGAGGGCUGACAAUAGCAGUUGUCUACUGCCGCGGCAAAGGAGCAUUGCAGGAUUCUGAACAGGGCCAGCAAGCUGGUGUAAUGAAUGGCACUUGCAGGUUACGUGACGAGAUCAUCUUAGCCUUGGACAGCGUCAUAGGUAUAUUCCGAUGUUUG
Pseudomassariella vexata is the source of this 1259-nucleotide messenger RNA. RefSeq lists its product as uncharacterized. The record is from RefSeq and is a predicted model, not a curated record. The transcript is spliced from 2 exons. Bases 202 to 1113 code for a protein of 303 amino acids. Lineage: Eukaryota; Fungi; Ascomycota; Sordariomycetes; Amphisphaeriales; Pseudomassariaceae.